CCACAUUGUUCGUAAGGAAGAAGUCAGAACGGGUUGGAAGCAGGUUCUCAAAAAGAAACCGUGAGCCCUUACGUGUAAUUUUCAUUAUUAUCCACAACUUAACCAAGUAUUAAUCUAAAAAAAAAUAAUAAUAGGUUGAAAUAAUAUAAAGUCAUUGCAUGUAAAGAUUUAACAUUGUAUCACGCUUAUUAAAGCAGCAGUAAUAUAACUGAAGAUCUACGCUGAGGAAAUCAAAUGUCGUCGUGGGUGAAGAAGGCUGGGGGCAUAUUACCACCGCCAAACAGUGGAGGAGGUGGGCCAAACCCUCUCAGGUCUUUUAGGAGACAACCAUAUCCUAUGAGGGAGGAGAGAAAAGAGGAUCACCAGAAAUCUGAGAGUUUUGAAAGUUUGAAAGAAGUGACUGACUACUCUGGCACAAAAGACAAUGAGCAUUCACCUCAUCAGUCAACUGCUGUUUCUCUACAAGAGUAUGAUCCAUCAGCUCAACGCACUGCCGUAUUCAAGAAGUUCUACCAGCAGCUACAUGGAGAUGGUGCGAGACAGCCUGCAGACUGUGUCGUCCUGUCCGUCAGCAUCCAGAGUUUGGAUUACCCCAAAUCGAUAGGCCAGUGUUUGCAGGAACGCGGCCUCUCGGUGGAAAUGCUUUACCUGCAGGCUGAAUCAGGCCUGACCCGGGCCCUCCAAGAUGUCCGCUCAGACGGUUCCCCCUUAUGUAUUCUCGUCGAGCAGAAUAAUGUAACUCUCUCCUCGUGCACUGUAAUCAUAUUUUCAGAGUCCCUCAAAAUUCAUCGAAACAUGCCCAAAGAACAGGCCAUGGAGUUUGUGAUGGUGGAGUUCAGGCACGUGAGUGGCUCACGGCAGGAGCCGGACCCCACGGAGGCAGCGGUGCGGGCGGCUGAGCUGACAGAGGACUACCUGGAGCGCGGCAAGCUGGAGCACCACGCUGUUCCCUCUGCCACACGCCACCUGCUCUUUCUCCUGGCCGAAGGUUUGCACCUUUACCCAGAGGAGCUCAGCACGCUGGCAGAGUACCUUCAAAACCGCCAGGACCAUCUGCAAGCAACUUCCACUGACGUGGACAGUGAGGUGACUCCUGUGAUAAACAGUCUGCCUCCAGGGUUAGGAAAGCCCCCACCACUUCUACCUGCUGGCUCUGGACUACCACCACCAAGAGAGCGGACAAACCCAUCCUUAGGCUCAGGAAAUGCACCUCUAGGCCUUCACAUGGGAUCGCAAGGCUCAUAUCCCAAAACAAAACCACCACCUCUGCUUUCCAUACAAACUCUUAAGCCACCUUCUCACAGAUCAACUGCCCCCCAUGGUCCUUCAACCACACGUGCCCCCUCAGUCUCUCAUGGUCCUUCUUUUGGUUCCCUGCCAUCUAGAGGGCCACUGGCCCCUCAGGCUCUUGACAAACCUCAACCUCUUCUAGGCAUAACACCUCCUUGUGGUCCAUCCCUGACUCGUAGCCCUCUCCUUGAUCACAUACCUCAUGGUUUCCACUCCCCUCGAGGGCUGUUGCCGCAUCCGGGGUCUCAUUCAUUGCGACCCCCACUGCAGAAUGGCCCCCGGGGUCCAAGGGUACCACCACCUUCACUUAGGAGCCUUCAUAUGGGAGCCCCAACAGGUUCAGGUCCACGCCCCCCACGACGCCUGCUCCCUUGAUUCACUCAGGACAUCUGAUUAAAAAUGUAGGCCUCUACAGCCAUGUGAGACAGUUGAUAAAUUUUAGACUAAAAUGGUCUUCUGUUUUGUAUUUUUUUAGGAAUUUGCCCUUUCUUUUUGGUCAUCCUAUCAGGAUCUCAUUCAAUGUUUACAAAUUGUGUUGUCUUAAAAAAAAAAAGAAAAAAAAAAAAAAAAGUGAUGUUAUCUUUAUUUUAUGGACUUUGCUCCCUUCCACAUCUGUAAACAAAUUUUGGAAUAAAUAUCAAACAUUUCAGUGGCAUUCUGUACAUUGACUUUACAAAAUGUGUUGUAGCAGAAGUGGUCUUAAAGCAAUGGUUGAAUGUAUUUCAAUGAAUUAAAGGAUUAAGAUUUUGUCAUCAUGUACUCAUUCUCACCCAUAUGACUUUCUUUCCACAACAAAACACAAAAGAUACACUUUCGCUUCAGUCACUUUCAUUGCAUCUUUUUUCCCCCCAUACAAUGAAAGUGAAUGGUGCACAGUGUUUUUUCCUUUGUCAAAACAAGUGGUUUGGGUGGGACAUAUUGAAAGACUUGUCCCUUUGUUUUAAAGGCCCAGUAGCCUUCAGUUUACAUGAUGAAACAAGCCGUGGCUUGAACCAUUAAUUUGCUGCUUGCUAUUGCUAGUCUGAGGCAGGUAGUAUUUGGGGAUGGGACAUUCACAUUCUAGAGAGCAUUUCAUUGGACAAAAAUGUGGAUAUGCUAGUGAAUUCAGGAUGAGUCUGGUUUUUGGAAUAGAAAUAUAUUAGGAGAAAGCAUAUUUAAAUGUGAAUACCUGCUCAGUAAAUAUUGUCAACUUUUAAAAGUACACUGCCAUAUACACUUAAUGAGCACUUUAUUAGGAAGACAUGUACACAUACUUAUUCAUGCGAUUAUCUAAUAAGCCAGUCGUGUGGCAGCAGUACAAUGCAUAAAAUCGAGCCGAUACGGGUCAGGACCUUCAGUUCAUGUUCACAUCAACCAUCAGAAUGGGGGGGGGGGAAAUGUGAUCUCAGUGAUUUCGACCUUGACAUGAUUGGUUGUGCCAAACAGGUUGGGUUGAAUAUUUCUGUAACUGUUGAUCUCCUGGGAUUUUCACGCACAACAGUCUCUAGAGUUUAUGCAGAGUGGUGAUAAAAAAACUUACAGUGAGCAGCAGUUCUGCAGACAGAAAAUUCUUGUUGAUGAGAGAGGUCAAUGGAGAAUGGCCAGACUGGUUUGAGAUGACAGAAAGGCUUCAGUAACUUGGGUAACCACUGUGUACAAUUGUAGUGAGCAGCAUAGCAUCUCAGAAUGCACAACACGUUGAACCUUGAGGCAGAUUGAUUACAACAGCAGAAGACCACGUCGGGCAAAGUAUUGGGACCAUAGUGUUCCUAAUGAAGUGCUCAGUGAGUGUAGAUGGCCUUUAUGCCAACAGCAUUAAAAAGCCCCACAUAAGCCCCAAAUGUCCUUUUCGUCCCCAAAGUUGGGGUCCAUAAGUCUUUUCUAGGGAUGUUUGUAUGAACUUGGCACAAUUGGAUUGGUUAAAUUUCUCAUUCAAUUCUACAUUCCUCUAUGCAAAUUUCCUCAAAAUUCAAAGUUGAUUGUACCAACUGACUGCAAUUUUCAGGUCAUGCUACAAAUUUUAUUAUUGGAUUCAAAUUUGAACCACUCCAGAAUACCAACCGUUUAUUCUUUGGAACUUUGUUCUACUGGAACAAAGUUAGUCGCUGCACUAAACAGGCCGUUGACUGACUGAUGCAGACACCCCUAAUGGAUUUUGGCUCCAUCCAUGUUGCCCUUGAUGACAACAAGCUUUUUAGUUUCUCAUGCUAAAAAAAGAAAUCCCAGAACACCAUGCUGCCACUGCACUUGACUGUAGUGAUGGGGUUACAUGGGUGUAGAGCACCCAACACAGCAGUUUGAGACUCACUAGAGACCACGAAAUCUUUCCCUUUUUAGGGUUUGUAUACUGGUCCCACUUUUCUUUUUUUCUUUCUUUUUUUUUUUUAUUCAGAGAAAAACGUCAGAAUUAUUAGAUUCUAAUCAGAAGAUAAAACUUUGACAGACACACACAAACAUGCUACUUUUAGAUGACAUUUAGCAGAACAUCCUUUGACCCUAUUAGAAUAAUUGUGCAUAACUAAUACUUGUUUAAAGUCUGCCUUUGUAUAUAGACCUUGUUCAGAGUAUAGCGCCAUAUUUGCUUUUGACAGGAGUGAAAACGAGGCUACGAGGGAUCGUAGUCUUUUAAAUGGCAUUUACACCUCUGUGUAAAGGUUUUAGAUUCCAUCUAAUUUUCACAACUCUUGUUUUCUGGAGGGUAUUGUGUAUUGACAUUUUUGGGAAAUAUAUUUUUUUCUCAAUGUUUUGUCAGCUGAACGAUAAACACAUGUUUAAAACAACAGUACAGCCCUUUAAGAAACUGUACUUCUAUUUCUCAGCCUAAAUUUUAUUCCCGCCAAAUGAGUCUUUUGGUGGGAUAUAUAUAUAUAUAUAUAUAUAUAUAUAUAUAUAAAGCACACUUUUAUUUAUUGCAUAUUUCUUUAAAUGCUUUGGCAAUAUUGUAAAAUGUUAACGAUCAUGCCAAUAAAGCUU
This is a messenger RNA of Myxocyprinus asiaticus (Chinese sucker), 4242 nucleotides long. Its product is annotated as nuclear receptor coactivator 5-like. The transcript is spliced from 10 exons. Lineage: Eukaryota; Metazoa; Chordata; Actinopteri; Cypriniformes; Catostomidae. Bases 235 to 1665 code for a protein of 476 amino acids. The record is from RefSeq and is a predicted model, not a curated record.